AUGGCAGAGAAAGGCACUUUUCGCAACGGUCCAGUAACGAAGGUAGACCCGAAGCCGCGUGCUUGUGCGGAAGAGGAGCGCGCUACAAAGGACCAAGCAGUGCGGCAAGCCUGCGAUUCAAUUUUCGUUCAAGCGAAUGUUGUUACCGUGAAGGAACUCAUGGACGCCCAGAAGGGAUCAGAGGCUUCGAAGCCGGCAGAGGUCUCAUCGGUGCCGCCGCGUGCUGUUGAGAACAGCCACAAGAAGAUAUUACAACCUGAAGGUAACGUCUCAAAUGUCGGUGUUGAUGGGAGCCCUGACCAGGUCGUCGGUCGCAAGCGCCCCGUCGCCGACGCUUCUGAGGCCAAGCAACCCGCCCAGAAGCGACGUAAGAUCCUCAACACUCGAGCGACCCCUCUUCCAGAUACUGUAACCCGGAAUGAUGCGAGGAUCAAGCCUGGCUACACUGGUAUGGCGAGGCCACGGUCCGCGGCGCCAACUGCCAAGUUCGGUAACAGUCUGAACCAACAACGUGAAAGUGUGAGCGACUCUGGUGACAGUGGCACCCGGCUUCUCGAAGUCAAUGGCCGCAGAAAACGCGUCGUCAUCGAGGACUCUGACGAUGAAGAGGAGGCACCGGCUCCAAAACGCCAUUGUCCUGAAACUGCUGGCGCCCCAGGUGGUCGAUCUUGCAGCAAGUCACCCGAAGACGCGGUCCAUAAGCCGAGCAUCGUCCUUGAAAAGAAGGCCGACCCAUGCAAGCGAAAGCGCGAUGAUGACAAAGACGAAUUCGAGCACCAGGCGGACAACGAUCGCUUGAGAGCCCGUAAGAGCCAAAGAAGUGAUUCUGGGUCUGACAAAGAGAACAAACGCAGCCCGGCGAGUUCAACCAGUAGUCAGACAAGCAUUAAGGCUCCCCAAAGACCACCGAAGACCAUCUCUGCUAAGAAAGUUCCCGCCAAAGGAUCUUUUGCAGAGUUGAUGGCACGGGCGGAGAAGGUGAAAGCAGAGAACGCCGAACAAGUCCAGCAGAUCGGCAUGAUCAGACACCGACCUACCGGUCGGCCAGUAUUCUCCACAAGAAGCAUCUAUGCCGGAAGGCCAGAGGCCGUACCUAAUGAAUCCAUCACAACCAGCAAGCGACCUCUCACCGAUGCACAGUUCGAGGCUCUUCGCUCAGCUGCGGAAAUGGCUCAAAAGAAAUUGGACGACGCCCUGGACCUCGCCGUGGACCCCAAAACACGGAAAUAUGUGUUCAAAAACCUCAUUGGCAAAAGUCGUGGAGAGAAAGCCAAGAUAACAAAGAAUCGGGAAAAGUGGCACGGGAUAAUCGAGGAUUUUAGGGAGGCCAGGAACGCAAGGCAAAAGGCACUCGCAGCGACAGAAGCGAAAGCCCAGAUCUCCGACAACGAGAAGAAGGAGCCACGGCUCACGCAGUAG
This is a messenger RNA of Cladophialophora yegresii CBS 114405, 1419 nucleotides long. RefSeq lists its product as uncharacterized. The record is from RefSeq and is a predicted model, not a curated record. Lineage: Eukaryota; Fungi; Ascomycota; Eurotiomycetes; Chaetothyriales; Herpotrichiellaceae. The transcript has 4 exons. The coding region runs from base 1 to 1419 and encodes 472 amino acids.